Branchiostoma floridae (Florida lancelet) is the source of this 1441-nucleotide messenger RNA. RefSeq names its product very low-density lipoprotein receptor-like. Gene Ontology annotation, cellular component: plasma membrane. NCBI's taxonomy places the organism in Eukaryota, Metazoa, Chordata, Leptocardii, Amphioxiformes, Branchiostomatidae. Gene Ontology annotation, molecular function: protein binding. Bases 245 to 1441 code for a protein of 398 amino acids. The record is from RefSeq and is a predicted model, not a curated record. The transcript has 3 exons.
UCAUAUUGCCCUAGAAUGCUCGUCCUCUACAUUCUCAUGCAAGACGACCGACGACUGUGUCGACCUUAGAGAGAGGUGUGACGGGUUCUACCAUUGUUCGGACGGUUCCGAUGAAGAGUGCACGACUCCGGACUGUGUGUCCCCCGGCGUUUUCAGCUGUAACAUCAGCGGCCACUGCUUCUCUCUCUCCUGAGUGUGUAACGGAGUAGAAAACUGUCCCGAUGGCUCAGAUGAGGUAGAUUGCAUGACGAAAGCGUGUCCCGUACCAGGCGAUCUGAGGUGUGUAGGUGAUGGUAUUUGUUUACCGCUAGUGUGGCAAUGUGACGGGUGGGAUGAUUGUGAAGACGGCUCAGAUGAGGAGGGCUGCGCAAACCAAGAAUGUCCCUCGACCGAGGAUUUUAAGUGUGAAAGUAGUGGUAUUUGUGUCCACCCAGAUUUGCAAUGCGACGGUGACGAUGACUGUGAAGAUGGUUCAGAUGAGGAGGACUGCGCAAACAAAGAGUGUCCCUCGACCGAUGACUUUAAGUGUGAAAGUAGUGGUAGUUGUGCCUCACCAUGGAAGCAGUGUGACGGUUUGGAUGAUUGUGAAGACGGUUCAGAUGAGGAAAGUUGCACUAGCAUAGGGUGUUACUACCGCGACUAUUUCAAGUGUGAAAGUAGUGGCAUUUGUGUCCGACAAGAGUGGAAAUGUGACGGUGAUAAUGAUUGUCCAGACAGUUCAGAUGAGGAAGAUUGCAUAGACACUGGCACUGGGUGUCCCUCCCCCCAUGAUUUUAAGUGUAAAAGUGGUAGCGACUGUGUUCCUCUAUGGUGGCAAUGUGACGGUGAGCAAGAUUGUGAGGACGGUUCGGAUGAGGUAGAUUGCACAGAAGGUGAGUGUCCGUCCCCCGAAUAUUUCAUGUGUGAAACUGGUGGCUACUGUUUCCCUCCAUGGUACCUAUGUGACGGUACUGCCGAUUGCUGGGAUGGUUCUGACGAGGAAAGUUGCACAAACGAAGAGUGGUGCGCAGAGCAGGGACUGUGGCAGUGUGACACCGGUGAAUGCAUCGACCCAUCCUCCGUGUGUGACAAAAACGAGGACUGCUUGUUAGGUACAGACGAAGAGAACUGCAACAACAAUAACACCUGUCUGCCGACACGUCAGCUGGGUGACGGGCAUCAGGACUGUACAGACGGGGAGGACGGAAGACCCGGUGACGUUGAGCAGGCUCUGGGUAAGAUUUGGGGCUCCUGCAGCUACAACUGUCCGUCCGUCUACGGUAACGCGUCGUGCGUCCCUGACGCGUUCAGCUGUGACGGUGACGCGGACUGUUCGGAGGAAGAAGACGAGCAGGGCUGUGAUUCAGGAAUAAUUGCCGUCGACGUAGACGUUGAAGAUCGCGAGACGGCUGGCUGUCCGACAGUACUAGUCCACUGCGGCUUCCGGUCAAGAUAUGCGUGA